Molecule: messenger RNA, 4026 nt
Organism: Leptosia nina
Lineage: Eukaryota; Metazoa; Arthropoda; Insecta; Lepidoptera; Pieridae
Source: the annotation of a GenBank genome assembly
AUGACGGAAAACUCGUAUGGGAUGAUUUUAAAAGUUUGGAUUUGUUUGAUUGCGGUGGCCGGUGCGCGCGCACGAUCCGCGCCGCCCGCCCCCGGUGGCUGUCAAUGGGACUACUCGGACACAAAGUUGAGUGAAUCAAACUUUCUCACGUGCAAUAUCAAAACCAUCGGUUCAGCUGACACGCUGUUUAAGAACAUAACGACGGCGCAGGCGUACAACAUCAAUAAGUUGAAACUUACUUGCACCGAUCUGCUUUUCUUCGAGAGUUCACUGCACAUGAAUACCGGGAGUUUUUUGGGCCAACUGCGCAAACUUGAAGACUUGCGUAUUGAGUAUUGUAAGAUACGGUAUGUGCCGGCUACGGUAUUAUCGCCUCUUCGUGACCUCACUAGUCUCACUCUACGGUCGUAUAACACGGAUUGGCCUGCGAUGACGAUGGAGUUCCACGCUGAGAGCUUUAGGGGAUUAAUGGAGUUGCGAUCACUCGACCUAGGUGACAAUAAUAUCUAUAUGUUGCCUUCCGAAGUUUUCUGUCCGCUUUUUAGUUUAGAAUCAUUGAAUUUAACCAAUAACAAAAUACAAGACAUUUCCGAAAUCGGUUUUUCCGACUGGGGUAAGGGCCCCAUGGCACCUGGCAAGUCGUGCAACACCGGUCUGAAAUUGUUAGACUUAUCGCACAAUAAUGUACUAAGACUCCCCGACAACGGCCUCUCGAGUCUGCGCUCUCUAGAGGUUUUAAAGAUUCACAACAACUUAAUUAAUGAAAUUGGCGACAGAGCUUUCGUGGGGCUGAAUUCAUUAAAGAUUCUUAACUUAUCCGGAAACAAGUUAGUCGCCGUUCCUCCAGAACUAUUUCAGUCUUCACGGGUUAUAAAAGAAAUCUCAUUAGCGAAUAAUUCGCUUUCCGUGCUGGCACCGGGAUUGUUGGAGGGACUUGAUCAACUUGAGAAAUUGGAUUUAUCUAGAAAUCGACUAACCAACGAUUGGGUGAAUAGAGACACGUUUGCCGGCUUAAUUCGAUUAGUCAUUUUGAACUUAUCUCACAACUCCUUAGUACGUUUGGACCCUAAAUCAUUUCAAGAUCUUAACAACUUGCAAGUUUUGAACUUGGACAAUAAUGCGAUCGAAGUGAUAAGCAACGGCGCGUUCGCUGAACUCAAAAACUUACAUCAAUUAUCAAUGUCCGAUAACAGAAUAAAAACACUGAAUGAGCAUAUUUUUUCGAAUCUUUUUGUACUUAGCCAGUUGUACUUAGACAACAACCAAAUUUCUGUAAUUAAUGACAGGUCGUUUGAGAAUAUAACUUAUUUACAAGACUUGGGAUUGAAUGGAAAUACUCUUAAAUAUAUUCCUGAUGGCAUUAAAAAACUCAGAUUCCUAAAAUCAUUGGACAUUGGCAAGAAUAACAUUACGAAAGUUUCUAAUACAUCUUUCGAGGGCCUCGAAGAACUCUACGGCUUACGACUUGUUGACAACCACAUUACUAGUAUACCGAAAGAUACAUUCAGCACAUUACCGUCAUUACAAGUUCUAAAUUUAGCGUCAAACAAAAUUGAAACCAUCGAACAAGACGCAUUUCUUUCAAACCCUACGCUGAAAGCUAUUCGUCUCGACGGAAAUAAACUCACUGAUAUACGAGGUGUUUUUAACAAACUGAGCACUUUAGGAUGGCUCAACAUAUCCGACAAUAAACUUAUUUACUUCGACUACAGUUACAUGCCUGAAAGCUUAGAAUGGCUCGAUAUCCAUCAAAACAACAUCUCGAAAUUAGUAAAUGAAAAAGAUUUCAAACCGAAUAUUCGAAUGCUCGACGUCAGUUACAAUUCUUUAGAAGAGGUCGACGAAAAGUCCGUCCCGGAUUCUAUUGAAGUCCUAUUUUUGAAUAACAACAAAAUUCACACAAUCCAGCCAGGUACAUUCAUACAAAAAAGGAACUUAGAAAAAGUUAUAUUGACGGAUAAUAAAUUGAGAACCGUUGAACUGUCUGCAUUCACACUGCCGCAUAUUCCGAAGCACAGAUUUUUGCCAAAGUUUUUCAUAGGAAAUAAUCCAUUUGUAUGCAACUGUCAUAUGAUAUGGCUACAAAAAAUAAACCUAUGGAAUCACAUGAGACAAUAUCCUAGAUUUGUAGAUUUAGAUUCCGUUACAUGCGAAGUCGUAAAUAAUAAAUACGGAGGAAAAGCGAACUUAAUGGAUGUUCCUGAAACGCAGUUCCUUUGUUCUUAUGAUACGCAUUGUUCGUCGAGCUGCUUUUGUUGUGAUUUUGAAGCCUGCGACUGUAAAAUGUCAUGUCCUGAAGGUUGUUCCUGUUUUCACGACAGCAACUGGAAUUCUAAUGUAAUCGAUUGUUCUAAUGUCGGCUACACGGACAUUCCUGAAAAGAUACCUAUGGAUGCCACUGAACUCUACUUGGAUGGCAACGACUUCGGUUCCUUGAAUAGCCACUUAUUUAUAGGCAAGAAAAAGCUUCAUAAGUUAUAUUUGAAUAAUAGUAACAUAGCUUCCAUCGAUAACGACACGUUUAAUGGACUACACUCUCUCAACGUUUUGCAUCUCGAGAGCAAUCAUUUGACUGAAAUAGCGGGAGGUGAAUUUUCUCAAACCAAGCACUUGAGAGAGUUAUACUUAAACGAUAACCUCUUGACUAGUGUAGCGAAUAAUUCAUUUGAAAACUUAUCGUCGCUUCGAGUCAUACACUUACAAGGAAACAAGAUAUUGAAUCUCGACAAGAAGCUAGCUCAUAUCGUCCACUUGGAAGGUGUUCGCGUUCGAGGUAAUCUAUUUAACUGCGCGUGCGAUAACGUCCUAACUUUAGUGAACUGGUUAAAGAAAUAUUACGAGGAUCCGUCGGAAAUGUUAUGUGCUAGUGAAAACGAACUGAGUGCCAAUUUGACUGUGUUCGACGUGAUGGACAAGUGUCGUGAGUCUAGUGUAAAUGACAAUACUAUACCUACUGAAAAUCAACCGUACCAAUACGAUGAAGUGAGCACAAUUAAAUUGAACUUUGUGCCCCUUUUAGCCGUAGUCCUUAUAAGUGUAAUCCUUAUAUUAUUGUUUGGUGCCUUAGCGUUCUCUUUUAGACAAAACGUGCGUUUAUGGGCGCAUUCUAAAUAUGGUGUAAGACUGUUUAAAAGUGCAUCUAUUCAGGAAAGUGAAUUAGAUAGAGAUAGGAUGUACGACGGCUACGCUGUGUAUAGUUUGUUAGAUGACGAUUUUGUAAGUAAAGUAGUAGCGCCAGAAAUGGAACAUUGCGGAUACACUAUGUGCUUUCACUAUAGAGACCUACAAAAUGUCCCCGAAAACUACAUCCUAGAACAAAUAACAAACGCCGCUGAGUCCUCCAAAAGAAUCUUAGUAUUCAUCUCUUUUAAUUUCUUGCAAAACGAAUGGUCAAAAACGACAUUUAAAGCCGCUCUCAAACACGUAAUAACUUCAAUCCAUCCUUCCAUUAGACGACACAGAGUCGUGUUUGUCCUCACCACUGACAUCAGUGCCCUUAAUUUAGAUCUAGAGUUUCAAAACUAUCUGAAAACUUGCAACGUCCUAUUAUGGGGCGAGAAGAAAUUUUGGGAGAAAGUGCGGUUCUUGAUGCCGGACAUUUCUAAUUUGCAUUGGAACAAAGACAACAUAAAUUACAAUCACGCCGUUUGUCCGAACGCUAGGCGUCACCCCUCUAGGUACACGGCGUCGCCCACUGCGCCCGAGCUUUGGUAUAAAUACGACGCGAUCCCCCCUCAGACGCCCACGGUCGCUAACGUCGGCAUUAGCGUCGAAGAUGACACGUCUAUGUUAACAAAUACGACGCUAACGAGCCAGAUACAAGACAUGGAUAAUCCGCACCACAGUUACAUAUCGAUCGACACACAAAAUUACGAACAACCAUAUGGCGGUCGGCCGCGGCCACCGAACUCGUUGCGCAAGCACCCGAGCCAUACACCUUCCAUGCUCGACGAGCAGGGAUACUUACAGCCCCGUUCCUCCAUACACGACUGCUUACCUCAAACACACCCGAGCGUGCACAGAUAA